ACUGAUAAAUCCCUCCCUCCCCCCCCUCCCUCCCCUCUAAACACAGACAAAAACAUGGCUUUGGAACUAUGGGAAACACUCAAAGAAGCCAUAACAGCAUACACAGGACUUUCACCAGCAACUUUCUUUACAGUUGCAGCUUUGGGGUUAGCUGUCUACUAUGUGGUAUCAGGUUUGUUUGGUGGGUCUGAUCAUCAUCAACAUGUUCCAAGACAAUCUGAAGAGCAGAUGCAGCCUUUACCUCCACCUGUUCAACUUGGUGAAGUCACUGAAGAAGAACUAAAACAGUAUGAUGGUACUGACUCUAAAAAGCCUUUGCUUAUGGCUAUUAAGGGUCAGAUCUAUGAUGUUUCUCAAAGCAGGAUGUUCUAUGGACCUGGUGGACCUUAUGCAUUGUUUGCUGGAAAGGAUGCUAGCAGAGCUCUAGCAAAGAUGUCUUUCGAAGAUAAAGAUUUAACUGGUGAUGUCUCUGGUCUUGGUCCAUUUGAAUUGGAGGCCUUGCAGGAUUGGGAAUACAAGUUCAUGAGUAAAUAUAUUAAGGUUGGAACAAUCAAGAAGACGGUUCCAGUAACUGAUGGAACCUCCACCAGUGAACCUGCUGCAGAGGCUACAGAAAGCGAUGUUACUAAGCCAGCUGAAGAUGUUCCAUCAGUUGCUGCACCUGUUGAAACUCCUGCUGGUGGUGAAUCCAAGGAAGAGUAAUCUUAUAUUUAUGGCGAAACAAUCUUUAAUGAAGAAAGAGCUGUUUGAACACAUGUUUUUGGCGAAUCUAGCCAUUUAUAUUAUGUAUUAGCUUACAUUUCUCAGUCUAGAAUACUCGUGCUAUAAACUUGCUCAAAUUUUCAGCCUGCUAUUUAAUAAAUUGGUCAUUUAAAGUGUGGA
Messenger RNA from Populus nigra (black poplar), 882 nucleotides. Its product is annotated as membrane steroid-binding protein 1-like. The coding region runs from base 55 to 702 and encodes 215 amino acids. Lineage: Eukaryota; Viridiplantae; Streptophyta; Magnoliopsida; Malpighiales; Salicaceae. Gene Ontology annotation, cellular component: membrane; endomembrane system. The record is from RefSeq and is a predicted model, not a curated record. The transcript has 2 exons.